GGUUCUGGUUGGCUCCUGCGAUCUACGUCGGCAGCAGCUCUAGCCGCACACCCACUCGGUGACGUAAGCACUUUCCCCGAAGGAUUUUGUUUGCGUUGAUUUAGGAGUCACAGACUGAACCGGGCGAGAAAAAAAAAAGAGACACCGCGAUCGUACAGUCGGAUUAAUUGCGUCAUAAAACAGUGCUGCCGAACGAAUCGCUUUCCGCUUGUUUCCCGCGUGGAUUACAAAAGCCCUUUCAGCGGGGCCCUCGGUUUCUGCGCGACUAGGACUAAACCCUCGGCGCUUGACGCAGCUUCGGAGCGUCCCUCCCCCACUCGCUUGGCAUGGAGGGAUCAGUUGUAGUGAGCGAGAAGAAAAGGAUCAGCUCUGAGCGGCGUAAAGAAAAAUCACGUGAUGCUGCCAGGUGUCGGAGGAGUAAGGAGUCGGAGGUUUUUUAUGAACUAUCUCACGAGUUGCCUCUACCGCACAAUGUCAGCUCACACCUUGACAAGGCCUCUAUCAUGAGACUCGCCAUCAGUUACCUGCGGUUGAGAAGGUUGCUUGACGCAGGGGAUUUGGAUGGGGAGACGGAUUUGGACAAGCAACUGAAUUGUUUCUAUUUGAAGGCUCUGGAAGGGUUUGUCUUGGUUCUAACUGAAGAGGGGGAUAUGAUUUAUCUAUCUGAAAAUGUCAACAAGUGUAUGGGCCUCACACAGUUUGAGCUUACUGGACACAGUGUGUUUGAUUUCACUCAUCCUUGCGAUCAUGAAGAGCUAAGGGAGAUGCUGACUUUCAGAAAUGGGCCAGCAAAAAAAGGAAAAGAACAAAUCACAGAGCGAAGUUUCUUCCUUCGUAUGAAGUGCACGUUAACUAGUCGUGGGAGAACAGUGAAUAUAAAGUCAGCCACAUGGAAGGUACUUCACUGUACAGGACACAUGCGUGUAUAUGAUAAUGCAAACAACCAGAAGCAUUGUGGCUACAAGAAGCCUCCCAUGAAGUGCAUGGUUGUAAUCUGUGAACCAAUUCCUCAUCCAUCAAAUAUUGAGUUCCCCUUGGAUAGCAAGACCUUCCUCAGUCGCCACAGCCUUGACAUGAAGUUUUCCUACUGUGAUGAAAGGGUAACUGAAUUAGUAGGAUAUGACCCAGAUGAACUUUUGGGACGUUCUGUCUAUGAAUAUUAUCAUGCCUUGGACUCUGAUCAUUUGACCAAAGCUCAUCAUAAUAUGUUCACAAAGGGACAGGUGACUACUGGGCAGUACAGAAUGCUUGCAAAGAAAGGCGGUUAUGUCUGGGUUGAAACACAAGCCACUGUUAUAUACAAUUCUAAGAACUCCCAACCACAGUGCAUUGUUUGUGUAAACUAUGUACUCAGUGAGGUGGUGGAGAAAGAUUUGAUCUUGUCCCUGGGCCAGACAGCAUGUGUUUUGAUUCCAGCGGAAUCCCAAGAGAUGAAGAUGCCAGAAAUCUUCACAGACCUGAGCGAGGAGAACAAUGACGAGUGCUUGUUUGAUAAACUGAAGCAGGAGCCGGAAUCUCUUACAGCUCUUGCGCCCGAUGCUGGGGAUGACAUUAUUCCACUGGAUUUCAGUUCAGGUGAUUCUGACAAGCCAUAUGAAGAUGUUCCACUUUACAAUGAUGUAAUGCUUCACUCUACCAGUAAGAAACUGGAAAGUACACCCGUCACUCCUCUCCCAGCCUCAGAAAUGCUAAAGCCUUUGCGGAGCAAUGUUGACCCUGCACUUAACCGGGAAGUUGUGAUAAAGAUGGAAUCAAAUCCAGAACAACUUGAGCUGGCGUUCACCAUUCCACAACUAUCCAAGCCAGGCAGCCCUUCGGAUAUCGGUUCCAGUCAGAGCUCAACAGAGGAAACUGAUUUAGACUUGGAGAUGUUGGCACCAUAUAUUCCUAUGGAUGAUGAUUUCCAGUUGCGAACCUUUGACCAACUUUCAUCUUUGGAAUGUGAUUCAUCAAAUCCACAAACCUUCCAGAGCAUGAGCGCUCUAUUUCAGUCUAUAUCCACCAGUGAUUUCAAGCCUGAGGAUGCCAUGAACGAUCUUAAAACCAUUAUUCAGUCACCUGUUCAUGUGAUGAAAGAGUCCACUAGUGCUCCAGCAUCUCCAUACAAUGGAAACAGAAGCCGCACAAGUUCACCAGUAAGGCCAGCCAAAGCAGUGAUGGAUACAACUGAAAAAUCACGUCCAGGAACUCCAAAUUUACCUGUUCAGUUAAAUAAAAGGUGUGCCGUAUUGGAUGAAGAACUGAAUCCAAAGAUGAUUGCGUUACACAAUGUACAGAGAAAACGUAAAAUGGAAAGCGAUGGCCCACUUUUCCAGGCUAUUGGAAUUGGUAGCCUCUUCCAAACAAAUGUUGAUCCUGGGCCAAACUCAUCUCUCCUAUGGAAACGUGUAAAAGGAUCCGACUCGGACAGGCCCAGUAGUGCAGAGCAAAGAACAAUGCUCUUGCUGUCAACAGAUAUGUCAAGUCAGUUGAUUAGACAGUCUUUGGAUGGAACUGGUCUUCCUCAGCUGACUGGCUAUGACUGCGAGGUGAAUGCCCCUGUUCAUGGCAACAGAAACUUGCUCCAAGGUGAAGAUCUACUACGAGCUCUAGAUCAAGCUAACUGAUUCCAUAUUUCCUCAUCUUUUGGACACCUUCAUCACCCAAAUCAGUGUAUUUAUAUUUUGUAGAUCUGAUAUUAGAAGCCUGUCUACAGUACCGCUUCAUUUUUUUAUCUCUCUUCUCCUUCCUCGUCUGUCUUAUUUCAACGUUUGUUAAGGGGGGCAAAAACGUGCAAGAACUUCUAUCCACAUACAAAUGCUUCAAACUAUAUACGCAGGUUUCAGAUGCUCACCUUCUGUUAUGUUCCCUCUUUUCUGCUUUGGAAAUUUACAAAGUUCUUCAGUUCUUUCAGCACCCAAGAAAUACAAAAGAUUAUGUUCAGUCCAACCAUAUGUAUCGUCGCAUUGUAACUUUAUUAGUUGUCAAGUUUUCUGUUCUUUUCAUGCACAGCAAACCGUGCUUAACCAGCGGUGCAUUGUAGUCGCAAUCGCACAAUUUAUAUUUUCUUAAAGGAAACAACAAAUGAAAUACCAGCAGUUCUUCAUGCAAUAUAUAUAUUAUGCAUUUUUAAAUCUAUGUUUUGGAUUCUUUUUAGUUAUUUUAAAUCACUUCAGGCCUGAGAUUUAUCAUUGUUGUAAGUCCUGCUUAUUUGUUGCAGAUUAUUGGCUGAAGCUUCAGUGUAAAACUUUAAUUACAACUGGAGAUGGACACGAACUAGAGUUAGUAAAAUCAUUUAGUUAGACAUUUUUUUUUUUUUUUUUAUCAAAAGUUCAUCUUUAAAAAUGUGUGUAGACUGUGUAACCGCGUAGAAUCCCUGCUUGUAGUUCGAGGUAGAGUCCUGCGCGGAACCAAUUCUAAAACCCAAACCGCAACCCGCAUAUUUAGCCACUUUGAUCCGCUACCCAACCCGGACUCGAAACUGCCUUAUCCGCAACCCGCCGACCACCAUUAAACAGGAAGUGAGGGUGUUGCCGCAAAAGUGGGCGGGACAGAAACCAGUUUAGUAAAAUUUUAAAAGGAGUAAAGUAUAGACAAUAUUACAUAAGAUAAGACAUUUAGACAAGACCCGCAACCCAACCCGCACCUGAAAAUCCUCCCCUCAUUCCGCAAGGUACCCGCUUUUUUUGCGGGUAACCCGCAGGUCCCCGACCCGCUGCAGGACUCUAGUUCAAGGCGUUGAUUCUAAUUCUAUCACCGUUUAUAAUAGAAAUGUUCUCAGUGGCGGAACUACCGGGUGAGCAGGGGGUGCGAGGGGGCAAGGGCCGUACGGAGGGGGGCGGGGCCCGGCUGUGCGUCACGCACAAGGGCCCGCCCCCCUCUAGGAUCGCCACUGAAUGUUCUGCCUACAAUUUCGGGAUAGAACCAGAUUCAGAGAUGCGGAACUGCAUAGGGCACAGAGUUGCUUGGUAUUUGAUUUCAUGCACUUUCCCCACUAUUGACAUCUUUAUUUUUUCAUUAAAAAAGUUUAAUUCGUAUGACUUUGAGAAUUUUUUUGAUUAAAAAAAAAAAAAUGUCUGUGACAUUGAACAAUGUUUCAGCGUGAUUGUAAGUUACAGAUUUGUGCAAAUUGUUUUCCCAUUUAUGCUUUUUGCUGUUUGUGGUUGGAUCCAACACUAAGUGUAUCGUUUUAUUACAUCAAUAAACAUUAUACGAGGA
Molecule: messenger RNA, 4197 nt
Organism: Xenopus laevis (African clawed frog)
Lineage: Eukaryota; Metazoa; Chordata; Amphibia; Anura; Pipidae
Gene: hif1a.S
Product: hypoxia-inducible factor 1-alpha-like
Exons: 14
Coding region: 327-2606 (759 amino acids)
Biological process (GO): regulation of DNA-templated transcription; regulation of transcription by RNA polymerase II; cellular response to hypoxia
Cellular component (GO): cytoplasm; nucleus
Molecular function (GO): RNA polymerase II transcription regulatory region sequence-specific DNA binding; DNA-binding transcription factor activity, RNA polymerase II-specific; protein dimerization activity
Source: RefSeq, a predicted model, not a curated record